Serendipita indica DSM 11827 is the source of this 1074-nucleotide messenger RNA. The record is from the annotation of a GenBank genome assembly. NCBI's taxonomy places the organism in Eukaryota, Fungi, Basidiomycota, Agaricomycetes, Sebacinales, Serendipitaceae.
AUGGCCAACCGUCAAGAUAAAGCUACAGCAGAUAGGAAUGCAAAGACGCUGAGAGAUCUCGUCAAACAUCCCGAUAACAAGCUCUGUGCAGACUGCAAGCGCAACGGCAAGAAAGAUGCUCGCUGGGCUUCCUGGAACAUUGGAUGCUUCGUCUGUAUUCGGUGCUCUGGCAUCCAUCGGAGCAUGGGAACGCACAUUAGCAAAGUCAAAUCAGUUGAUCUCGACAUGUGGACUCCUGAGCAAAUGGCUUCUGUGCAAAAGUGGGGAAACAGACGCGCGAACCUCUACUGGGAGGCGCAUCUGAAGCCUGGACAUUUACCACCUGACCACAAAAUGGAAUCCUUCAUCCGCUCCAAAUACGAAUCACGAAGGUGGGCCCUUGACGGACCGCCACCAUCUGAUCCCUCCAUCUUGGAAGGUAGCAACGCAGAGGUCAGUGUGCGCUCAAAAGCUUCAGCAUCUUCUGUGGCGCAACCCACCGAGAAUACUCAAUCCGCUGCUCCUGCGGCUCCAGUCGUUUCAACCCCAAGUGUUUUACCACAACCUCCGGCAAACCCUAGUCAUUCACUGUUGUCGUCUACCCAUGUCAGGACGGCAUCAUCCUCAAAUGCACCCCCGGUUCAACCUCCAAGUGUACAAAACGAUCUCUUUUCGUUAGACUUCACCGCUCCAGCACCACCUACCAACACAAAUCCCACGGCUACUCAGAAGAAUGUCAAGGAGGAUAUCCUUUCUCUCUUCUCAGCAAAUACCACACAACUACAGCCUCAACCUGUUUCAUUAUUCGACAAUCUAGGUGGUCAGCAUAUUCAGCAGCAGCCUAACGCGAUGAACACGAUGAUAGGAAGCGGCGGUCCAGCCCUCUGGGGAGCAGACUCUUGGUCUACACCGCAAAUGCCUCUUGGUGGGAACGUCUGGCAGACAUCAGGUACACCCUUUAACAAUGCGGCAGUACCAUUACAGAAUGUCUGGGGAAACGCACAUGCAACAGCACCCUCAACUAAUAGCGGUACAACGCCUGCACAACCAAAGCAGGACGACGCAUUCAGUGAUCUAUGGGGUGGUUUCAAAUGA